CUCGGACUUUGUGGGGAGAUGGGAGACGAACCACGAGCGACGCUUUCUCCCGGCGUCGGUGCAUCGUCUUCCUCGAGGAUCUUUGUGUUUUGGUCAGCUGACCCACAGCCGUGCGAGUUACAAAACAUUGGAAAAACAGUAACUUUGUGGAAUUCCGAAGCGGACACACGGGAAAGCGUUGUCAGCCUCUGUUUUACUGAACGUAGUCGCCGGAAUAUGUCGACCAAUGGAUCCGGCUGCAACCACGGCUGCAGCUCCGAUGCAGAACGACUGUGAGGCAGAGCCACAUUCAAUCUGGAGCUGGUGGCCUUCCUGGCGUCCAACCUCCAUGUCCCUUUUGAAGACGGCAGAGUCCAAGAUUCUUGCCUGUAUUCAAAACGACCUGUGGGCCAGGUUUGUGACCCUACCAAACCAGGAGCGAAUAUGGACUUUGACCCUCACCAACAAGAUGGUUCGCAAGCCUGCCGCUCGUAAGACUCCCCUGGUGAUGGUCCACGGCUUUGGAGGAGGGGUAGGGCUGUGGAUCAGGAACCUGGACACGCUGUGCCGGUCACGGCCUGUCUACGCCUUCGACCUCCUGGGCUUUGGCAGGAGCUCCAGGAUUCCCUUCCCCUCAGAUGCUGCCCAGGCAGAGGAGCAGUUCGUGAACUCCAUUGAACAAUGGAGACAGUCUGUAGGCCUGGAGAACAUGAUUCUGCUGGGGCAUAGUCUGGGGGGGUACCUGGCUACCUCCUACGCCAUCCAGUACCCUUCUAGGGUGUCACAUCUUAUCCUGGUAGACCCCUGGGGUUUCCCUGAGCGACCGCAGACAAAGACCGAGGAGAAGCGUAGUCCGGGGACAGAGGUGGUGAAGAGGCCAUCCCCUCCACGCUGGGUAAAAGUUAUUGCAGCGGUGGUUUCCCUUUUCAACCCACUGGCUGUAAUUAGAGCAGCAGGCCCAUGGGGUCCGGGCUUGGUGAACAGAUUCCGUCCCGAUUUCAAAAGGAAAUUUGAAGAUCUGUUUGAUGAUGACACUAUGACGCAGUACAUCUACCACUGUAACGCACAAACCCCGAGUGGUGAGGUGGGUUUCCGUGCCAUGUCAGAGUCUCUGGGCUGGGCUAAGAGGCCUAUGCUGCAGCGGGUUCACCUGCUGCCGCCCUCCAUGCCCCUCACCAUGCUGUAUGGAGAAUGGUCCUGGGUGGACAACUCAUCUGGGGACAGAGUGGUCCAGGUCAGGAGCCAGGCCCACACCAGAGUGCUGCUGAUCAAUAAAGCCUCUCACCACGUGUAUGCUGAUCAACCAGAAGAGUUCAACCGGGUGGUCGAAAAUAUAUGCAACUCCGUUAACUGACGGCGUGUGUGUGCGUGUGCAAACUUGUGGGUGCACAAGGACUGAAAGUACAGAGACCUUUGCGUGUGAACCAUGCUGGAUGGUUUUGCUUUGGGUCAUAUCUGGAAAUCAUACGUAGCUGUAACAAGUUAUUAAUAUUAUUAAUAUUAUGGUAUUAAAAUACUUUGUUUAUAUUUAUUAGCCGGUGUAUUUAGUAUCAGUAAAUUAAUUUAUAAGAUAUGAUUGAAUUUCUCUCUUAAUGUGCUCAUUAAUUGAACUGCUUAAUCCAGUGCUGAAUUUUGUUGCCCGUUGUUAUAUUUUUUUAACUGUGUGUGAAACAUGCACAUCACUCUGAAUGCACCAGGUCUGUGUGGUACAGAGCAGUCACGUGGCUUGUGAUUCACACGUUUUACAUAUGUCUGACAUCAACCACUAAGUACACUACUGUAUGUCAUAUUUUCUCUAACUCCCAUUUUAUUCUUAUAAAUUUCCCACUGUGUCAAACAACCGUUUGUAUUUUAUACCUUGAAAAUAAAAAAAACCUUGACAAACUGUU
Molecule: messenger RNA, 1868 nt
Organism: Xiphias gladius (swordfish)
Lineage: Eukaryota; Metazoa; Chordata; Actinopteri; Istiophoriformes; Xiphiidae
Gene: abhd4
Product: abhydrolase domain containing 4, N-acyl phospholipase B
Exons: 8
Coding region: 227-1333 (368 amino acids)
Cellular component (GO): lipid droplet
Molecular function (GO): phosphatidylcholine lysophospholipase A1 activity
Source: RefSeq, a predicted model, not a curated record